Alternaria atra is the source of this 2175-nucleotide messenger RNA. RefSeq lists its product as uncharacterized. Gene Ontology annotation, biological process: DNA replication initiation; DNA replication; double-strand break repair via break-induced replication. Bases 1 to 2175 code for a protein of 724 amino acids. Gene Ontology annotation, cellular component: nucleus; MCM complex. The record is from RefSeq and is a predicted model, not a curated record. Gene Ontology annotation, molecular function: single-stranded DNA helicase activity; 3'-5' DNA helicase activity; DNA replication origin binding. The transcript has 3 exons. Lineage: Eukaryota; Fungi; Ascomycota; Dothideomycetes; Pleosporales; Pleosporaceae.
AUGGCGGACAGACAAACACCUUUUUCGAUCAGCCUCUUCGGUAGCCAAGCCGGCGAUGGUCCGCAAGAUGCAGCUGCGCCUUCGCGCGUGCAACAGGCGCUUGUCGACUUUAUCAUGGACUUUACCCUCGAUAAUAUCUUUGUCUACAGAGACCAAAUACGCGAGAACGUUCUCUUGAAGCAGUACUACUGCGAUAUUGAUGUCGCCCAUCUUAUCAGCUAUAGUCCAGAGCUUGCACACGAUCUUAGACAGAACCCAGCAGAAAUCAUACCCCUUUUCGAGUCGGCAUUGAAGUCGUGUACACAGCGCAUCGUUUACCCCUCACAAAAGAACAUUCAGCUCCCAGAACACCAGCUGCUCCUCCACUCAAACGCUUCCGAACUUUCAAUUCGCGACCUGACCGCCACCAACGUUUCCCAACUCGUUCGUAUACCGGGUAUCAUUAUCGGUGCCUCGACGCUCUCGUCCAAAUCCACCGCGUUGGCUAUACGAUGCAGGAAUUGCCAGCAUGAAGAAAUUCUUCCCGUAUCAGGUGGUUUCUCCGGCGUUUCUCUCCCGAGAACAUGUGGCAGAAAGAAGGGAGAGGGCGAGAGCGGGGAACAAUGUCCGCUGGACCCUUACUAUGUCAUGCACGAGCGCUGUCAGUUCAUUGACCAGCAAGUGCUCAAGCUUCAGGAAGCGCCCGAUCAGGUUCCAGUCGGCGAACUGCCGCGACACAUAAUGAUUUCUGCAGAUCGGUAUCUGGCAAAUCGCGUCGUUCCAGGUACACGGUGUUCGGUGAUGGGUGUCUUUUCCAUCUAUCAGCAAAAGGGUUCUAGACGUGCUGGCAACGCGGCGGUAGCCAUCCGCAACCCAUACAUACGAGCUGUCGGCAUUCACGCAGAGGUUGACCACGGCAGCAAAGGCAACGCAGUCUUCACCGAGGAGGAGGAGCAAGAAUUCCUGGAGAUGAGCAGGAGGCCCGACAUCUAUGAAGUCUUCGCUCGUUGCAUCGCACCCUCCAUCUACGGAAACCAGGAUAUCAAGAAAGCUAUCGCUUGUCUACUGAUGGGUGGUGCGAAGAAAAUCCUGCCGGACGGGAUGAAGCUUCGUGGAGAUAUCAACGUACUCCUCCUUGGUGACCCAGGUACUGCCAAAUCCCAACUCUUGAAGUUCGUGGAGAAGGUCUCACCAAUCGCCAUCUACACCUCCGGAAAGGGAUCUUCAGCAGCCGGUUUGACCGCAUCCGUUCAGCGCGACCACAACACGCGGGAGUUCUAUCUCGAGGGCGGUGCUAUGGUUCUAGCCGAUGGCGGCGUAGUGUGCAUUGACGAAUUCGACAAGAUGCGCGACGAAGACCGAGUAGCCAUCCACGAAGCCAUGGAACAACAAACCAUUUCCAUUGCCAAAGCAGGCAUCACCACGAUUCUCAACUCGCGAACCUCAGUACUAGCGGCCGCUAACCCUAUCUUCGGUCGCUAUGACGAUAUGAAGACACCCGGCGAGAACAUUGACUUCCAGACCACCAUCUUGUCGCGUUUCGACAUGAUCUUCAUCGUGCGCGACGAACACGAUCGCGGCCGUGACGAGCGGAUAGCAAAGCACGUCAUGGGUAUUGCGAUGGGCGGUCGGGGUGUCGAAGAGACCGUACAAGCCGAGAUUCCGAUUGAGAAGAUGAAGCGCUACAUCACAUACUGUCGGCAAAAGUGCGCACCGCGUCUUUCGCCUGAGGCAGCAGAGAAGCUUUCCAGUCACUUCGUCAGCAUCAGGCGGCAAGUGCACGCUUCGGAGAUCAACGCGAACCAACGAUCCAGUAUCCCCAUCACCGUUCGUCAAUUAGAAGCCAUCAUCCGUAUCACCGAGUCGCUGGCCAAGUUAUCGCUGUCGCCCAUUGCCGACGAGUCGCAUGUCGACGAGGCAAUUCGCCUCUUCCUUGCUUCUACCAUGGACGCGGUGAACCAGGGCGAGGGUCAGAGCUCGAAGGAGCUCAUGGACGAGGUCAACAAAGUCGAGGAGGAACUCAGACGACGUAUGCCCAUUGGCUGGCAAGUCAACUUAUCAACGCUCAAGCGUGAGAUGGUGGACGGAAAGGGGUACUCUGAGCAGGCACUUGCUCGCGCACUGCACGUUAUGAACGCUCGUGAGACGAUUAGAUGGAGACAUGGUGGUAGUGUAGUGUUCAGGGCGAGUGCAUAG